CGCUCUGAAACUGGAGAGUGCUCGCACGCUAAACAGCACACCGCGUCCACCUAACGCAGACGCACACAUAGCAUUUGUGAACUUCCUCCUCUCUCCGCUUCACCUGCACACUCCCCCGAAGCUCUUAACUCUCUAUACGCAGAGUUUCGGAAGAACAUGGGUCCCAUCAAGAUCGACGAGGUCGAAGGAGAGGUAAUCGGCACCACCGAUUACUUCUUCGUGAAGAUAGGAGAGGCCGUUCCAUUGAAGGACAAUGAUUCCCAUUUCGAUCUCGAAACCCUUCCCUCUCAACCUCUCGCACUCUCCGAACGCUUUCGCCUCAUUUUCGUUGCUCAUUCUUCAGGUUUUUUUGUUGCGAGGACUAAGGAUCUUAUUGAUUCCGCCAAAGAAUUUGAGGACAAGGGAAGUGGCUCUUCGUUGCAGCAGUUGAGUCUCGUUAAUGUUUCUCUUGGGAGGGUUCGCAUAUUGGCUCUUUCUAACGACAAUUCAACGCUCGCAGCUUCUGUCUCCGGUGAAAUACGAUUUUACUCUGUUGAUAGCUUUCUCAAUAAGGAAGUGAAGCAAUCCUUUUCCUGUUCACUUAAGGAUUCAAACUUUGUUAAGGACAUGCGAUGGAUAACUACAUCAGAAAAUUCUUAUGUUGUUCUUUCAAAUACUGGGGAACUAUAUUAUGGAGAGGCUGGUUUUCCCCUUAAAAAUGUGAUGGACAGUGUUGAAGCUGUUGAUUGGGGUGUAAAAGGGACAUUUGUUGCCGUGGCAAGAAAGAAUGUUCUGAGCAUUUUAUCGGCUAAGUUUGAAGAAAGGGUUUCGAUUUCACUACCCUUUGGAUCCUGGAAUGGUGAUUCUGAGGCGAAUUGUAGCAUAAAAGUUGAUUCUGUCAAGUGCGUUCGACCUGAUUCCAUUAUAAUUGGAUGCUUUCAACUUACUGAAGAUGGCAAGGAGGAAAAUUAUCUUAUCCAAAUUAUUAGAAGCAGAGUUGGUGAAAUUACCGAUGGCUGUUCUGAAUUAGUUGUCCAAUCCUUCUAUGAUAUUUAUCAAGGACUAAUUGAUGACAUUGUACCCUAUGGAAGUGGACCCUACCUUUUAUUGACGUACUUAGAACAAUGGUAA
Messenger RNA from Gastrolobium bilobum, 1110 nucleotides. Its product is annotated as nuclear pore complex protein NUP214-like. Gene Ontology annotation, biological process: RNA export from nucleus. The record is from RefSeq and is a predicted model, not a curated record. Gene Ontology annotation, molecular function: protein binding; structural constituent of nuclear pore. The transcript is spliced from 7 exons. The coding region runs from base 157 to 1110 and encodes 317 amino acids. NCBI's taxonomy places the organism in Eukaryota, Viridiplantae, Streptophyta, Magnoliopsida, Fabales, Fabaceae.